CCAGCAUGUGUGUUCAGCAAACACAACCCAUGACGAGGAAUUAGCGUCACUCGCUCCAUGAGAGCGGACCACAGGCAGGGCAGAACACUGCCUCCAGUCCAGGAUCAGCCAUGGACAUGGUAAAGGUCAAUUCCAUGGACUUCGAUGAAUUUGUGGAUGUGUUUGGGAACAUUGUUGAGAAAUGUCCUCUGAUUGCAGCUGCUGUCUGGUCCCAGCGUCCGUUCUCUGGCUUGGAAGACUUAGAAAAUCACUUUUUUACCUUUAUUGAUGCUCUCCCGAGAUCAGGCCAGGAGGGCAUCCUGCGUUGUCACCCAGAUCUAGCGGGCCGCGAUCUGCAGCAGGGCACGCUCACUGCUGAGUCACAGCGUGAGCAGAGCCAAGCGGGUCUCACUAGCCUUGACACCAACGACCGGCUGCGGCUGCAGCAACUCAACGCACAGUACCGUGAGCGCUUCGGCUUUCCUUUCGUUCUGGCAGCACGCCUGAGUGACCGUGCCACCGUGCCCCGGGAGCUAGCCCGCAGGCUUCACUGCCAGCCGGAAUCCGAGCUGCGCACCGCCCUGGGUGAAGUGAAGAAGAUCAGCCACCUGCGCCUGACAGAUUUGCUGGGUGCCCACUCCGCCAGGGUGGAACUACCGUGAGACUGGGGAUCAGAACGCCAGCAGGAUGCUUCAGAGAGGGGACACCCUGCGCCCGGGACUGGCUUGGGCCUGGAAAGACAAUUCAUACACCCACACAAAGGAAGUGGAGAAUUGAAGCAAUCACACGAGUAAUGCAUCCUUUGUGCACUCAUCCACAUGAGCACGCGUCACCAAAAUAAGUCACUGUUCUAGAGGUUUAGCGCUUUGCCCCUGAUUUAUCCAGAUCGUUGCUUCAAUUCUCCACUCCGUGCCCUGCCUACACUCUAGCCUUGGAAGAUUCCAGAGCUCCCACUGGGCUACUGAUUCUUUUCCGCUUAGUCGGGGAGAAGCGGGGGAACUGGCAGCGGAGGCAAAAGGCACAGGAAGACAGCGGUAGGGGCUUUCUUUCUAUAGUGGUCUUUUAUCUCCCACUUCAUUUGAUUCACCUGAUAUUUACAUGUGAGCAAAAGCGACUUUCUCGCUCUGAGAGCCUAUGGGGGGAAAAAAGUGUGUGCGUGUGUGUGUGUGUGUGUGUGUGUGUGUGUGUGUUUGUGCGCGCGCACGCGUGCCCAAGUUGGAAAGGUUUGAUGGUCAAAAGCCGGUGUCACCCUUGUCCCUCCAGAUGGUCAGCCCUUAGUGGUGGCCUGGAGUGUCCUGACAAGCCAUGCAAUGUUAAAAAUAGCAAUAUUUAUAGGACAGCCCUGAGUGUUGUGGAGCCCAGGGUGAAGACUGUAUCCCAUGGAGCUGAUAAUAUGGGGGUAGGGACGAUGCUUAUAGAAAUCUUUCCAAUAGAACAAGACUUGGGAGCUUGCGAACCUGGCACUCCAGAGUCAGUCAGCUUGCUGUGGCCACUGUAGAAGCAACAUCACCAGCAGGGGGGGGGGACCAUGACCGAAUUCCCCCUCCUUCCCCCAAAGAGGAAGGGAGGGAGGGAGGGAGGGGGAGAGAGAGAGAGAGAGAGAGAGAGAGAGAGAGAAUGAAUGAGUCCCAAGAACACAGUGUUAAGGGCUUCUCUUGGCAAAGAAGCAACAAACCAUAAAUGACUUCCCCAACAUGGACAGAGACAGGUGAGAUGGAAGAGGAGUUGGUUUCCAUAAUGAACAGCAAAAUAAACUCAAAACAAAAACAAACAAAAAAACACCACCACCCUCUUUCCCUUUCCAUAAAGAGCUGUGUCACAGCUUUUGGGCUCUGGGCAUGCAUGACGGUACACAGAUCUAAUCCCCUCCUGGAACACUCAGAAUCGAAGUAAAGUUGCCUGUUGGCUCUUCUGCCGCCUCA
Mus caroli (Ryukyu mouse) is the source of this 1901-nucleotide messenger RNA. RefSeq names its product ureidoimidazoline (2-oxo-4-hydroxy-4-carboxy-5-) decarboxylase (gene Urad). Gene Ontology annotation, cellular component: peroxisome. NCBI's taxonomy places the organism in Eukaryota, Metazoa, Chordata, Mammalia, Rodentia, Muridae. Gene Ontology annotation, molecular function: 2-oxo-4-hydroxy-4-carboxy-5-ureidoimidazoline decarboxylase activity. Gene Ontology annotation, biological process: allantoin metabolic process; urate catabolic process. The record is from RefSeq and is a predicted model, not a curated record.